UCGACAAGAUAGUCGAGCCGACGUCUGAUGAUGGGUCCAGACGAAUGAAAAGAGCAGCUGCCCACAACAAGGAGGUGGAGCUCGCGCUGCUGGCCCAAGAUCAAGAUUCCGCCUCGUCCUCUUCCUCUUCCUCUUCUACUUCACUCGACUCGCUUGCCCCAAUUCCGAGCGAACGUCCCAACACUCCAAAACCCUUGAACGAUCCAGAGCUGGGAAGCAACAAACACGUCAAAAUGUGGGAGAGUGUACCUCUGAGGUUCCCGCCGCGGGAUAGGUAUCCGCCUUCAGCUCCCGACAUCGCUUCCGACGAUUUGCGUCUCAGUGCUAUCGCGUUAGGUGUAGCUUCGUUAGGCGCUAGACCGACGUGGAGGCAAGGGGUCUGGAUAGCAUGGUCAGAAAAGGAGACGCGGUGCACAAGCCUCCGAGCGACCAGGCGGAGCAAGAUAAGAACACCAGAGAUGAAGCUCUCAAGAUCAUCGAUGCGGAUGGUUAUUGGAGCUCAGCGUCGGUGCAUACACGAUAUGGUGACGAAUCGCCGGAUUGGAUGUUUGAAGAUUCCAAACGGCUAGAGUGGCUCGGCGAUGCAGUGGUGGGGCUCGUAGCUCGCCACACUAUCAUGACGCGCUAUCCAGAUCUCAGCGUCGCUGGAGCCACUCAGGCAUGGGGUCACAUCGUUUCCAACGACACCUUUGGGCAUCUCUGGGAUAUCGCCGGUCUGGAGCCAAUGCGGCUCAAAGUUGCGGAGCGCAUCACAUCGGAAGCUGUGCUGCAAGAGAAGCGCAGGCUGAUUGAUGCGAUCGUGCAUGGACAUGUGGAUAGGAUGGAGCAUGAGGAUGAAGAUGCGGCUAGAAAGAUGGGAUUGGACGACGGGAGGAGAACACGCUGGGAGGACACGCUCGACGAGAGGGCCCUAAGGAAGCAUCCGGCUAUGCAAGCAGAGGCUCUGAAUGCCAAAUUCAAUCCAGUCCUGAGGCAUAUUGGAGACGGCAAGAUGUCGCACGCAAGCAAAGCUGAUCACUUCGAAGCUUUCGUCGGUGCGAUGCUCGUCACGCGAGGCUUCGAUGCUACCUCUGCGUAUUUAUCGCCACUGCUACUUCCGUGGGUAGAACGAAUCUCUCUUUCGCCAGGUUUCCACGCUAGGUAUCGGACGCCUGCGGCCAUGGUUCGAGCCAAGCAAGCACAGAGGGCAGAGGCCAAGGCUUUAGCAGAGCGCGCCGCGAAGAGUGGCUUGCUGACCAAGGUCCUCAGACGCGCGUUCGGUCCCAUGCUUCGAUGGAUCUUCCCAGAAGUCUCGACGAUCCUGCAGAAAGGCCGGCCGAAGAGAUAACAAUGCAUUUGCGUGGAUUUGUGCAAGCAGCGUCAACAGUGUGGGGGAAAAGUGAUGAAAGA
Ceraceosorus guamensis is the source of this 1389-nucleotide messenger RNA. RefSeq lists its product as hypothetical. The transcript has 4 exons. The coding region runs from base 389 to 1327 and encodes 312 amino acids. Gene Ontology annotation, biological process: RNA processing. NCBI's taxonomy places the organism in Eukaryota, Fungi, Basidiomycota, Exobasidiomycetes, Ceraceosorales, Ceraceosoraceae. The record is from RefSeq and is a predicted model, not a curated record. Gene Ontology annotation, molecular function: ribonuclease III activity.